CUACAUUUCCACCACCCCAUAUAUAAACUUCCUUGUCCUAAAUAAUAAAUCCUCUCAUAACUUUCUACAACCCCAAAACCCCACCACCACAACAACCUUCCACCACCACCAUGGGGUCUAGUGGUGACUAUGAUUCGCCACUCCUCUCCUCACAACAACCACCACUCCUUCCACCACAAAAGGCGGGGGCGGUGGGAGAAGACGUGAAUUCGACACUCGAAGACACACUAAACAGCCGUGACACGUCACUGCUUCGCCGCCUAUGGUUAGCCACGUGGAUAGAGAUGACUUACUUGGUCCCACUAGCGGGGCCCGCCAUCGUGGUGUAUUUGCUUAAUAACGUGAUUUCAAUGUCCACCCAAAUAUUCUGCGGCCACCUCGGAAAUCUCGAACUCGCCGCCACUUCUCUCGGCAAUAACGGUGUUCAACUCUUGGCCUACGGUCUCAUGCUUGGUAUGGGAAGCGCGGUAGAAACCCUAUGCGGGCAAGCAUACGGUGCUAACAAAUACGACAUGCUCGGCGUCUACAUGCAACGUUCCACCGUCCUCCUAAUGGCCACCGGAAUACCGUUAAUGGUCGUGUACCUUUUCUCGAAGGACAUCCUUUUACUACUAGGAGAACCCGAAAACAUAGCCUCAGCAGCUGCAUUAUUCAUAUAUGGUCUAAUCCCACAAAUAUUCGCGUACGCUUGCAAUUUCCCUAUACAAAAGUUCCUCCAAUCGCAAAGCGUGGUUUUCCCAAGCGCGUACAUUUCAGCCGGGGCGCUCGUGGUCCACAUCGGGCUCACUUGGGUCGCGGUUUAUAAGCUCGGGUGGGGCCUACUUGGGGCGGGUUUGGUGUUGAGUUUUUCUUGGUGGAUUAUAGUCGUGGCUCAGUUCGUUUACAUAGUGGUUAGCUCGAGGUUUAAGUAUACUUGGACCGGGUUUAGUAUGGGUGCGUUUAGCGGGCUUUACGAGUUUUUCAAGCUGUCUGCUGCUUCGGCUGUUAUGCUGUGUUUGGAAACUUGGUAUUUUCAGAUAUUGGUGUUGAUUGCUGGUUUGCUUGAUAAUGCUCAACUUGCCUUAGACUCCCUCUCUGUAAGCAUGACAAUAUCUGGAUGGGUGUUCAUGAUUUCGGUGGGAUUCAACGCAGCUGCAAGUGUAAGAGUGAGCAAUGAGCUAGGAGCAAAGCACCCAAAGUCUGCAUCAUUUUCUGUUGUAGCAGUGACCACCAUUUCCUUCUUGAUCGCGCUAUUCUUUGCAAUCCUUGUGCUCAUUUUCCGGUAUGAGCUUAGUUAUAUCUUCACUGGUGGUGUUGAAGUUUCUGAAGCUGUUGCUGAUCUCUCCCCGUUCCUUGCCAUUUCUAUCCUUCUUAACGGAGUCCAACCUGUUUUAUCGGGGGUGGCGGUUGGAUGUGGAUGGCAAUCCUUUGUUGCUUAUGUAAAUGUCGCAUGUUAUUAUGUGGUCGGAAUCCCUGUUGGAGUUCUGCUCGGAUUUUACUUUAAUCUUGGUGUUAAGGGAAUAUGGGGCGGUAUGAUUGGAGGAACUGUGAUACAAACUCUUAUCCUACUAUGGGUCACAUACCGAACAGAUUGGCAAAAAGAGGUUGAGAAAGCUGCUAAACGACUCGAUACAUGGGAAGCCGUGAAAGAGCCGUUGAUAAACCGGAUUAGUUGAUAAACAAAUCAUAUGAUAGCACAAGAAAAAAUGGAUGGAAAUGCAGUAUUUUUCAUCUAUAGAUAGACAGAUUCAACACAAACAUGAAAGUAAAGAUUUGGCGCGGUUUUUGUUCUUCGUGGAAGUUGUUUCCAUGUUAUUAUGCGCCUGUAUUCAAGAGAAACUUACAACAAAGUUUUGAUGUUGUGUGGAUUAAACCAGUUUUAGUUUGGUUGUAAAGGUAACUUAUUCAUUGAGAAGUUAGUUCACCACACUAUUGAGAGUAACUGAAAAUGAUAUUACAAUCGAAGAAAGAUAUCUCAAGAUUUUCCGGCUGAAAUUUUUAUGUCA
Molecule: messenger RNA, 1985 nt
Organism: Spinacia oleracea (spinach)
Lineage: Eukaryota; Viridiplantae; Streptophyta; Magnoliopsida; Caryophyllales; Amaranthaceae
Product: protein DETOXIFICATION 40
Exons: 7
Coding region: 111-1655 (514 amino acids)
Biological process (GO): xenobiotic detoxification by transmembrane export across the plasma membrane
Cellular component (GO): membrane
Molecular function (GO): antiporter activity; xenobiotic transmembrane transporter activity
Source: RefSeq, a predicted model, not a curated record